Messenger RNA from Phyllopteryx taeniolatus (common seadragon), 6081 nucleotides. RefSeq names its product exostosin glycosyltransferase 1b (gene ext1b). The transcript has 11 exons. Gene Ontology annotation, molecular function: glycosyltransferase activity. Gene Ontology annotation, cellular component: membrane. Bases 844 to 3063 code for a protein of 739 amino acids. The record is from RefSeq and is a predicted model, not a curated record. NCBI's taxonomy places the organism in Eukaryota, Metazoa, Chordata, Actinopteri, Syngnathiformes, Syngnathidae.
GCGGCGCGGCUGAACGUGGAUGGGACGUCACGUCAAUUGCAGUCGUGUCGGGAUUGGAAUGUUAGCGACUAACAAACGGAACAAUUGAGCAGUCGGGAAUUGCUCACCGGGACUGAGGAAUUCCACCUUUUUUUGGGGAACAUUAACGAGCCUGCGCGCAGUGCGCGGUCGCCGUGUUCCCGUGGCGCGGAGAACUUGGCUCUAUUUUCUAUCAGCGCAUCUCGGCGGAGCUUGUUGGAGAUAAGAAGAAGAAGAAGAAGAAGAAGAAGAGCGAUGCCAGGAUUCGUCAGAUUAUGGUGGUGCCGCUGAACUGCUCCUCGUGCCGCGUCGCCUGCCUUGACCGGAGAACCAUGGAGUGAUUGGAGAAAGGAGAAGCAGCACCGAAUCACACCGACUCUGCUUUAGCACUCUCGCCGCUUUUCACGUGUUAAAACCCGAGUUAUUCAGCUAAGCUUUCCACCGAGGGGACCCGAGGGGGACCCCUGCUGCGGUUUACCCGGAGGGGGCGACUUCCUGGACGGGCACUUUUCCGUUUGAAAAGCUCCGAAUGAGAGUGUGGAGACGCGCAAGGUUCGGGCGGCACUCGCCGUUUUCGGUGCACCCAAGCCCCCUCGACAUGCUGGAAGUCCACAGACGCGAGAAAAACGGAAGCCGCUGUUAACAUCGCCCACAUGCGCUGGAUCAAUCGCUGGAUUUGGGAACCGAAUACGCAGAAGGGGGGUUGGGGAUCCUUGGAGGAGGCAGCCGGGGGAUGGAGCCGUGUAAGCGGGCUUGCUGAGAGCCUAACUUCGGGCCACUUCGCUGUUCUUAUUCCCAAGCAAGUCUCGCCUGUUCCCCGGACACAUGCAGGCCAAAAAACGCUACUUGAUCCUGCUCUCGGCCGGUGCUUGUCUGGCGCUUGUCUACCUCGGAGCGGUUCCGCUUCCCACGGCGAGCAGGCACCGGCACGAUAGCAGCCGUCACGGGUACCGAUCCGAUCACCCGUGGCCUCACUUCUCGGACCGUUUACAGCCGUUCGUGCCCUGGGAUCAGACCGACACCGAGGAGUACAACGUGCACGCGCCUGUGAAGCGUGACCGCGACGUGAACGCCAGUGUUUACAAAGGCAAAAGGUGCCGAAUGGAUUCGUGCUUCGACUUCUCCCGGUGUCAAAAGAACGCUUUCAAAGUUUAUGUUUACCCGCAGCAGAAGGGGGAGAAGAUCUCCGAGAGUUACCAGAACAUUUUGUCCGCUAUUGAGGGCUCCGGGUUUUACACCUCGGACCCGGGCCAGGCGUGUUUGUUCGUGCUGAGUUUGGACACCCUCGACCGGGACCAGCUGUCUCCGCAGUACGUCCACAACCUGAAGACCAAGAUCCAGAACUUGCCUCUGUGGAACGAUGGCAGGAACCAUCUUCUAUUUAACUUAUAUUCCGGGACGUGGCCGGACUACACGGAAGACUUGGGCUUCGACAUCGGCCAGGCGAUGCUGGCCAAGGCCAGCAUCAGCACGGAAAACUUCAGAGCCAACUUCGACGUUUCCAUCCCUCUUUUCUCCAAGGAGCACCCGAGGACCGGCGGGGAGAGGGGUUACCUGAAAUAUAACUCCAUCCCCCCUUUCCGAAAGUACAUGCUCGUCUUCAAGGGAAAGCGCUACCUGACCGGUAUCGGUUCGGACACCAGGAAUGCCUUAUAUCACGUCCACAAUGCAGAGGACGUGGUGCUGCUCACCACCUGCAAGCACGGCAAAGACUGGCAGAAGCACAAGGACGCGCGCUGUGACAAGGACAACGCGGAGUAUGACAGGUAUGACUACAAAGAGAUGCUCCACAACUCCACCUUCUGCUUGGUACCCCGAGGCAGAAGGCUGGGGUCCUUUCGCUUUCUCGAGGCGCUGCAGGCUGCAUGCGUGCCUGUGAUGCUUAGUAACGGCUGGGAGCUGCCUUUCUCCGAGAUCAUCAACUGGAAUACGGCAGCAGUCAUCGGUGACGAGAGGCUCCUGCUGCAGAUUCCCACCACGGUGCGUUCCAUCCACCAGGAUAAGAUCCUGUCGCUUAGACAGCAGACGCAGUUCCUGUGGGAGGCCUACUUCUCCUCUGUGGAAAAAAUAGUGCUGACCACACUUGAGAUCAUCCAGGACCGUGUUUUGGAGCACAGUUCCAGGAGCACGCUGAUGUGGAAUAGUCACCCCGGUGGGCUCUUUGCUCUGCCACAGUACUCGAGCUACCUUGGAGACUUCCCCUUCUUCUACGCCACACUGGGUAUUAAACCGUAUCCAAAGUUCACCGCUGUCAUCCACGCCGUCUCAAAUCUGGUGUCCCAGUCCCAACCCAUCCUCAAGCUGCUGGUGGCAGUGGCCAAGUCCCAGUACUGUGCACAGAUUGUUGUGCUGUGGAAUUGUGACAAGCCCCUCCCCGCCAAGCACCACUGGCCCGCGACCUCCGUACCCGUCAUAGUCAUCGAGGGGGAAAACAAGGUGAUGAGCAGCCGCUUCUUCCCCUACGAGACCAUAGUGACCGAUGCCGUCCUCAGCCUGGAUGAAGACACGGUGUUGUCCACCACAGAGGUGGACUUCGCCUUCACCGUGUGGGAGAGUUUUCCCGAGCGAAUCGUGGGCUAUCCCGCACGCAGCCACUUCUGGGACGGCAACAAGGAGCGUUGGGGUUAUACCUCCAAGUGGACCAAUGACUACUCUAUGGUGCUGACAGGCGCCGCCAUCUAUCACAGGUAUUACCACUACCUGUACACCCACUACGUGCCCUCUAGUCUCAAGACCAUGGUGGAUCAGCUGGCCAACUGCGAGGACAUCCUCAUGAACUUCCUGGUCUCUGCCGUCACCAAGCUACCGCCGAUCAAGGUCACGCAGAAGAAACAGUACAAGGAGACCAUGAUGGGACAGUCUUCAAGGGCAUCUCGCUGGGCCGACCCGGACCACUUCGCUCAGCGGCAGACGUGCAUGAACAAAUUUGCCAGCUGGUUUGGCGCCAUGCCGCUGGUCCGCUCCCAGAUGAGACUGGAUCCGGUCCUGUUCAAGGACCAGGUGUCCAUCCUGCGCAAGAAAUACAGGGACAUCGAGAGGCUCUGACAGGACCGGCCCCCCCUCGGGCCGGACCCCACCCGGGGGGAUGUGUGAGGGCGGGGGCCAAUGAAGCUCCGCCCUCCACGCCAGUGAACAUUAGCGCUGUCGCUGAAUUGAACAGAUGUUUGGGAGUGCGGAAGAAGAACAAAAACAAACAUGGGGACACUAAACAGUAGAUUGCGCACACUGCUGAAAACAACAACAACAACAUAUUUUUUUGUGGAUGCCAUUGACUAUCCUGCUCUCCCAGCAGGUCCGUACAAGAGGGAAGGGUGUCUUUUUGUCAGUGUUGCAGAUAACAACGCCCACUGCAAAAUGCCCCCCAGGAACUCCUAGCAAUCCAUCUCGCUUUAGGACCCAAUACAGGACUUACUCACACCCCAACCCUACUUCGACCCUCCCACUGCUUGAUCGCCUGAUUUGAUUUUUGUACAAAUCAGCUGUCUCUGAGAUUGAAUACAGAGAACCAUCCAUUUUUCUUUUUUUUUUGAUUUGAAGGAUGUUGACAUGAUUAUAUCCUGAUGAGAUUUUAAUCAUAAUACUGUACUUCUUCAUGGUCGCCACUAUUGACACAGCUUGAAAUCUCAAAUCCUCUCCCCGAUCCUCUGUUUUAUUUUGUUUUCACUAGUCUGCUGUGUUUCACUCAUUCAUUUCACAUCUUAUUGUCCCCUCACUCUUUUACUUUUCUGUGUGUGUGUGUGUGUGUGUGAGCCCUGUAAAGACAGCUCAUCCAACCAUAAGUUUGAGUACAUUUUCCCUCCAUUGGAGUCAAGCUAAAUGAAUAUUUUGGGAUGGAAUGGGAACAAAACCCAGAAUGUUCUAACCCAAACUGCCAUUUCAUCUUGCGCCGUUGGCCAGAAAUGUAACAUCCUUGCUGGCCUUUUCCUAUUUUUGCAAACACCAUCAUUUCCUGGGAGUGCCAUUUUGACAUCAGGUCUGCCUUUAGAAUUAUUUAUUGCACAUUUACGCUGCCUGUAUUAGUUUGAGACACCUAGUUGCUCCUUUGAAAUGCCCCUCAGUCCAGUAACCAUAGUUUUCUUUAUUAUUGUGAGAUAUUCUUUUUUUUUUUGCAAUGAGCAGCAUCUCUCCAAACAAUGCUGUCAUAUUAACAUCAAACAGGCUGACAGUUUGCACCUUAAUUGGCGAGAUCAGAAGUCUACUCGGACACUUGAAUGAAAAAAAAAACAACUUGCAUUUUGUUGCCUUUCUGUCAGGCUCUCAUUCAGCCAAAGCUGUGAAUCACUAACUGACUUUUUUGUAUGUUAUUAUUUUUGGAAUAUGCAACAGUGCCAUAUAGGGGUGAUGUUGCCGUGAUAAAGAGGCUAAUCUCGAAAAUGUUACAGCAAAAGUAAAUAGAAGCCAAAUCACGAGAAAGUACAAGUACAGUGGAACCUUAAAGCUUUUUCCUAAAAGAUAUCAUGGAAACAGAAAGAAUACAAGCCAAGCUAGUAGCAUCAUCCAUCCAUUUUCUGUACCGCUUAUCCUCACCAGGGUCGCGGCCGUGCUGGAGGCAAUCCCAGCUGAUUGUGGGUGUGUACAGAAAGCUACUAGGGCCACACAGAGAAAAAAAUGGAAGACGUUUUUCCUCACAUUAACAAUAUGACUUUAUUCUCAUCAUUUUUUUUUUCUCUUCAGUGUGGCCCGAAUACUUCUUCACAGUAAAUUUCGAGUUGACAAACAUACUUGAAACAGAUUCAAAUGUAUUGCUAUCCAGACAAAUCAACUUAUUUUUGCAUAUUAAAAGCCCAGAAGCCCUACUCCCCCCCCACCCCUCGUGAACUCUCAUGUAUUUCCUUUGCAGUCCUGUUUCUUUUAAUAUUUGAUUUCUUCGUGGCGAAAGUGUUCCUCUACAGCACUUUUUUUCAAGCAUCUGUUCCCCAUUUUGUCUUGAAUCCACAUCAAGCCUUUUUUUUACUGCCUGAUUGUUUGAAUAAUUGUCACAGAUCAAGAAAAUUGCAUAUCCCGCAGCUUUGCCGACAACUCCCUGCACUGUACAGAAACAUAUUUAUUUUUUGUAAACAAGACUGGUUCGACUAUAAAGUGACAUUAAGAUGAUCCUGCAUUGCAAAGGGGAGUUAAAGUAUUUAUUCAGUUUUAUGUUCACACGCCAAUGAGACCACCCAUAUUAAGUUUCACUCAACAUUGUUUUUUGUUUAGUUUUUUUUCCCCCCUGGGAAACAACCACUGGUGUGCCACUUGUACUAAAGUGGAACAUUUUGUAAGAGUUUUAACUUUGACGAUCACAUACGCCAUUGGUCUAAAAUUGGAUUGGGAUGUGCCAUGUUGGCUCUCAGCGGGAGUCAAAUUGCAAAGGCCCGAUAAAAAGUAGGGUGGAGAAUGACACGCAGUUGCACCAGAUGGAAACGUUCAGCAAACGUUGUGGUUAUUGCACGUGAUAACGACUGAGGGACGGUGACACACUCGUGCUGCGUUUGCCUCAUCCACACUGCUCGCCUCGAGUUGGCACAGUGAAUUGUGUUCGUCUUUUUUUUUUUCCAGAGAGUCCAGAGUUAGAUUUUUCACGUGAUUCAUUUCAGCUGUGUCACAAAGAUAACCUCUGCAAGCUCGCAAUUGGGUCAGAACAAACAAAAUAAUAUGCAAGUUCUACAAUUUGGGGGGAGAAAGGUCUUCCCAAAUGGGGGGCGAGGGGGGAAAAAAAAAAAAAAAAAAAAAAAUGUGCCAGAUGUUUAUCUUGAUUUGUGCCUUUUGUCAACGUGAGUUCUUGCACUUCCGAGGAACAUCUGUUGUGCUUAUCAAUGCCUGCUUAUUUGUUGUCAUAUCACCACAAACCCCCUUUACAUCUUUGCAUUUGCACACCCAUGUUUCGGAUUAUUUGUCUUCGCGUCUGUAGUCACGUGAUCCACCAGAAGCUGAUGUGUGAGGUCAAACUAGACGUGCGGCUGUCCUGAUGCCUUCUCCUCUCCCCUCCUCCUACUAUGUAAAGACUUUUAUAGAGGUCACAAAUGAGAUAGAUAAAUGAUUUUGUAAGGAUGAUUUAUAAUAAAAUAAACUCAUUUGACGAUA